Molecule: messenger RNA, 1113 nt
Organism: Prorocentrum cordatum
Lineage: Eukaryota; Dinophyceae; Prorocentrales; Prorocentraceae
Source: the annotation of a GenBank genome assembly
AUGCCGCUUCUGCCAUCCUACCUGGACGUGCUUGCCUUCGACACGGUUUUCAGGGAGUUGGCCCUGGGUCCGAGGGACGUUUCGCUCACGAAGCUCAUCCCCGCCUUGAUGCAACGAGGCGUCCCGCCUGAUGUGGCCAGCGCCGUCCACGAGUACCUCAAAGUCCACGGCCCCAGAGUGCUCGAUGGCGGAAUCGAGCCGGCGGCGGCCCAGCUGAUCGCAGAUUGGCACACUGCCACAUGGUCGCACGUGCGAUCCAACGACGGACGCGACGUCACGCCAGUCACUGACGACACGCCGGUUGCCUCGUCGACCAUCGCAGCGCGCCAGGGCGAGAAGCUCGGCGCCAUCAUCUUCAAUGUCAUCUACGACAUCCUGCUGGCCGAGGUGCGCGAGAGGCUCAAGGAGCUUGGCGUCUCGUCCCGCAUGGCCGUCCCCACGGAUGCCGUGCCCUGGCACACCAACGUCAACCCAGAAAGCGACCUGGAGGAGAUCACCGUUGACCAGUCCACGUACGUCGACGAUUUAGCGGAGCUCUUCGAGGCGGACACGCCGGCACAGCUCAUCGACAGCCUCACGCAGGCCGUCAACGUGUUAUACGAGGUGUUAUCUCGCUACGGCCUCAAGAUCAACUUCGGCCCAGAGAAGACGGCCAUCAUGCUGCGCCUCUUCGGAGUGGGCGCCCGCGCGGCAUACAAUCAGCUUCAAGAUGAAGCAGGCGACCUAGGGCUGGACACCAACGCCGGGCGCUGCGGCAUCGUGUACCAUUACAAGCACGUUGGGACGACCCUUCAGACCUCUGGGCGAUCGAUGCCCGACGCCCAGGCGAAGGCCACCAAGAUGCAGAAGACCUACGGCCCUAUGGCCCACACCGUCUUCGGCUCCUGCCACCUCUCGAAGGCGACCCGCGCUUCCCUGGCGUGCUCGCUUCUGGACUCCCAGCUCCUCUUUGGCGCAGAGCUGUGGUUGCAGGACGACCCGGUGGCCAAACGCCGCACGCAGGCGGCCUACAUGCGACCGCGGCGGCAGGUCUUGGGACACCCUCGAUUCGGCCACACCGACGUCAGCGAUGACCAGGCGUGCACGCAGCUCGGGCACUCCGCCCUGGACAUG